AUUUCAGUACCAAGAGCGGUAACCCUGAGCUACACUCGGGCUUACCAUGCGGCGUUGCUCAGGGAGUCACUGCAGCGCUUACAUUGUCCUUCGCUCCCCGCGAUGUGUCCCCUGCAGCGUCCCCGGCCAUCUCCUCCGGCCGAUGCCGGCAUCCGGCUUCCGUGUUCCAGUCCCUGUGACGUCGGGACGUACGGGCGACGGAACCGGCGGCAAAUUUGAAAUUUUUAAAAAAUGUCAUUUUUUUAAAAAAUGAUUAUUACAGUCAGUGCUUUGUCUUGUGCCCUGCCUACAUUUUGACUGUUCUUUCUG
Staurois parvus is the source of this 309-nucleotide messenger RNA. The record is from the annotation of a GenBank genome assembly. Lineage: Eukaryota; Metazoa; Chordata; Amphibia; Anura; Ranidae.